CGACUGCCAUUUCACACCAGGGAAGAAAUCUUGAGGAGUUCUUGCUUCAACAGUGCUUGAACGGAACUUCUUCCUUCGUCCCGACGCUUAUUUCAACUACUCUGCCUUGCAUCGAAGAAAUACCUUUUUUACUUGAACACUACUGAAAAAGUCGACGUAAAGCUCUAUUUUUGUACCGUUUUGCUAAUAAAAAGCACAAGAAACGCCAGCCAAAAUGGAGUCCCAAGUGCGUCAGAACUACCACCGCGACUGCGAGGCCGCCGUCAACCGUAUGGUCAACAUGGAGAUGUUUGCCUCCUAUACCUACACUUCAAUGGCCUUUUACUUCUCCCGCGAUGAUGUGGCCCUUCCAGGCUUCUCCCAUUUCUUCAAGGAGAACAGUGAUGAAGAGAGGGAGCAUGCUGAGAAGCUGCUGUCCUUCCAGAACAAGAGAGGAGGGCGCAUCUUCCUCCAGGACAUCAAGAAACCGGAACGUGAUGAGUGGGGCAGCGGGCUGGAGGCCAUGCAGUGCGCUCUGCAGCUGGAGAAGAACGUCAACCAGGCUCUGCUGGACCUGCACAAGCUGGCCUCAGACCAUGGAGACCCUCAUCUUUGCGACUUCUUGGAGACCCACUACCUGAAUGAGCAGGUGGAGGCCAUCAAGAAGCUGGGCGACUACAUCUCCAACCUCAGCCGUAUGGAUGCCCAGAAGAACAAGAUGGCAGAGUACCUGUUUGACAAGCACUCUCUGGGUGGCAAGAGCUAAAUGCAAAAGCUGAGAAUUUAGCCUGGUGUGAAAAUCUUACCACAGGCCUUAACUAAACACCUUUCUGCUCCAGCUGUUCAUUCACUGAGCGUAAUCUAUUUCUAAUCUGCUUAACCUAUGAAGUUGCUCGUAUGUUGUGGUGGUAUUGUUGUUUUUAAAUGUCAUAUGGAAGGAUGAAUGUUGUUAGGUUAUGACUUUGCCCUCAUCACCUAUGAGCCUCCUCUUGUGACAUUUUUAACAAAGAUUGUGAGUGACUUCCUGAUCUGUUAAUCCAAAUAAACCUUUUGAGCUGGA
This is a messenger RNA of Lates calcarifer (barramundi perch), 1039 nucleotides long. RefSeq names its product ferritin, liver middle subunit. The coding region runs from base 215 to 745 and encodes 176 amino acids. Gene Ontology annotation, biological process: intracellular iron ion homeostasis; iron ion transport. The record is from RefSeq and is a predicted model, not a curated record. NCBI's taxonomy places the organism in Eukaryota, Metazoa, Chordata, Actinopteri, Centropomidae. Gene Ontology annotation, cellular component: cytoplasm. The transcript is spliced from 4 exons. Gene Ontology annotation, molecular function: ferric iron binding; ferrous iron binding.